AUGCGCAUAUUUCCAUUAUUGUUUGUACUAAGUCUUUUGCUGUUGGCGACUGACGCUAGACGUCGAAGGACACCCAGUAUUCCCAGCAAUACCUGCAAAGGCAAACCAAAUCGGCAGCAAUGUGAAGGUCCCUUGGAUCUUGGCAGCGGUGGUCGACGCUGUCGAAGAUCGGCGAAUAACAAUAUGUGGUAUUAUAAUGCGGCAAUGAACAGAACCUGCAUAAAAAUGGCCUACAAAGGCUGCGGGGGAAAUAAUAAUCGCUGGUGCAGCAAACAGGACUGCGAAACCAAAUGUCGUCGCUGA
Molecule: messenger RNA, 303 nt
Organism: Scaptodrosophila lebanonensis
Lineage: Eukaryota; Metazoa; Arthropoda; Insecta; Diptera; Drosophilidae
Product: kappaPI-actitoxin-Avd3c-like
Exons: 2
Coding region: 1-303 (100 amino acids)
Molecular function (GO): serine-type endopeptidase inhibitor activity
Source: RefSeq, a predicted model, not a curated record